UUGUGUAUCUAUGGUUUGCAGCAUGCACAGAAAUGUUAUUUCCUAUUAAGUAGAUGAGAAACUACUUUCAAUAAAAACAUUUAUUGAUAUGACAAUUAAAUACAACAGAUUUAAAUAAUUAAAGCCACAUUCCUAUAAAUUCACACUUUACGUUUGAUUACGUUUUUUUUAGCUGCUAACACGUAAGUAUAUGUACGUUUUACUGCUAUAAAUACGUUUAAAUAGUACGUUUUUAUGUGCAUGAAAACGUAAGUAAAUGUACGUGUGGUAGAACCACAUUUAACGUAAAAAUACGCACGUAUUCUCAUAAGAUCAGAGUUGCUAAGGAGGAGGAUGUCACCUCACAUCUUCUCUGAAAUAAAACAAUUGCUGAAACAUUAUUACCUUUGGAUUUACAGUAUCUAGCCUACUAUUAGAGAUUUUGAGAACAGUUCUAUUUUGCUCUGGUGUAACUUCUGUGUGUCUUAUUAUCUUCUGUCUUCUCAUCUUUAAUAAACCAGUGGAGAAUCUGGUGCUGGAAAGACUGUGAACACCAAACGUGUCAUCCAGUACUUUGCCACAGUUGCAGUUCAGGGUGAUAAGAAGAAAGAGCAGACUCCCGGCAAAAUGCAGGGCUCUCUUGAAGACCAGAUUAUUGCUGCCAACCCUCUGCUCGAGGCUUAUGGUAAUGCCAAGACUGUGAGAAAUGACCACUCCUCUCGUUUUGGUAAAUUCAUCGGAAUUCACUUCAGUACAUCAGAAAAACUGGCUAGUGCUGACAUUGAGACAUAUCUGCUGGAGAAGUCUAGAGUGACAUUCCAGCUUCCAGAUGAGAGAGGCUACCACAUCUUCUACCAGAUGAUGACCAACCACAAGCCUGAGCUGAUUGAAGUGACGCUCAUCACCACCAACCCCUAUGACUUCCCCAUGUGCAGUCAGGGUCAGAUCACAGUGGUAAGCAUUGAUGAUAAAGAGGAGCUGAUGGCUACUGAUUCUGCUAUUGACAUUCUGGGCUUCAGUAAUGAGGAGAAGAUGGGCAUCUACAAAUUCACUGGAGCUGUGUCCUAUCAUGGUAACAUGAAGUUCAAGCAGAAGCAGCGUGAGGAGCAGGCUGAGCCUGAUGGCACAGAGGGUGAGACUAAAUAAUACCAAUGUUUGUCAUCAUGCAAAAACGAACAUCAAAAAAUUCCCUCCUGUUUUUUUUUUUUUAUAUAUACAUAUGUAUGACAUUUAAAGUGAAGGAAGUAUUGUUUUGACCUAAAUAAAACUAAGUGGCUUAAGAAAAAAAAUAAAAUAAUCAGUUAUUCAAUUUAAACCAUCCAAUACAACAUCCGCUCAUUCAUGAAUGUCAAACACUGGCCAUGGAUGAAAGUUUACUACAAGAUUAAGCCUCUGCUGAAGAGUGCUGAGACUGAGAAGGAGCUGGCAACCAUGAAAGAGGACUUUACAAAAUGCAAAGAAAAUCUUGCCAAGGCUGAAGCCAAAAAGAAGGAGCUU
Carassius auratus (goldfish) is the source of this 1476-nucleotide messenger RNA. RefSeq names its product myosin-7-like. NCBI's taxonomy places the organism in Eukaryota, Metazoa, Chordata, Actinopteri, Cypriniformes, Cyprinidae. The record is from RefSeq and is a predicted model, not a curated record. The transcript has 6 exons. Gene Ontology annotation, cellular component: membrane; myosin filament; myosin II complex. Gene Ontology annotation, biological process: actin filament organization. Bases 607 to 1125 code for a protein of 172 amino acids. Gene Ontology annotation, molecular function: ATP binding; actin filament binding; microfilament motor activity.